Messenger RNA from Pogonomyrmex barbatus (red harvester ant), 3957 nucleotides. RefSeq names its product ubiquitin carboxyl-terminal hydrolase 48. Gene Ontology annotation, cellular component: nucleus; cytosol. Gene Ontology annotation, molecular function: cysteine-type endopeptidase activity; cysteine-type deubiquitinase activity. Gene Ontology annotation, biological process: protein deubiquitination. Lineage: Eukaryota; Metazoa; Arthropoda; Insecta; Hymenoptera; Formicidae. The record is from RefSeq and is a predicted model, not a curated record.
GGAGAGACCCCCGCGGGACGAUAAUGCGGGAGUAGCACAACGGUUUUCCAUAACCUAAGUUGUAAAUCGUGCGGAGAUAUGCCUCCAACAAAGAAAGGUGACUUGGAUAAGUUAGCAUGGGCAUGGAUAGAAUCUGUCAAUCCAGAUGAGGUCGACAGAAUACAUUUAGAAACUGCAUAUAGAAUUGGAUUAAAGAAUUGUAGAAAUUGCAAACGUAAUUGCACCUACAAUCCCCAAUGUCUAACAGGUUUGGGAGAGGAAAAAUAUAUAAAGUCUCAGCCUGCUGAAGUAGUGUCUUUAGAAAGUUCCCUUUCUGAGCUACGCGAUCCAACUCAAUAUGUAGGUUUAAAGAAUCUAGGUGCUACUUGCUACGUCAAUAGUUUAAUCCAAAUGUGGUUUCAUAACGAAGACAUGAGGAGGAUAAUAUACAAAUGGGACAUUACGGAAGAUCCGGAAGAAAAGGAGGCGUUGUACCAGUCAAAGAAAGCAGGAAUACCCUAUCAUCCUGUAACGGCAGUCGGCCAGUUGCAGUACAUUUUUGCGAUGAUGCAAUUCGGCAAUCGGAGUCUUCUCGAUCCAAUCAAUCUCGCUAUCGCGUUAUCCCUGGAUACUAGAACGCAGCAGGAUGCUCAGGAAUUCUCCAAGCUUCUACUGUGCCAUAUCGAAGGAAAGCUACAGCAAAACUCAGAGCUGAAGUCGAUGUUGCAGAGGCUGACCCAGGGAAAAUACAGCUAUAUCAAUCGUUGCUCCACGUGCAGUACUGAGUAUCCAACAUCCACCACGUUCUAUGAAUUGGAUCUACAGCUGGCAGCAACUUUGAAGGAGGCGAUCGACAAUUAUUUAUCAGAAGAACAGCUGACGGGUGCGAAUCAAUACCAUUGCGUUACUUGCAAUGAUAAAAAGGACGCCAGGCGAUUCAUACGAUUGGAGUCUCUCCCGGAAACUCUAAAUAUUCAACUAAUGCGUUUUGUAUUUCAUAGAGAUUCCGGACAGAAGAAGAAGUUGAAUUCGUAUAUUCAGUUUCCCGAAGAUCUUGAUAUGUCGGAGUACGUUAGGUGUCAGCCGCAAACUCACCUGUAUAGUCUCGUUGCAGUAUUGAGCCACAAAGGUCCAUCCGCGCAUUCUGGGCAUUACAUCGCGAAUAUAUGUAAUUCAAGCGGGGAGUGGUAUCAGUUUAGCGAUGAUAAAGUUGAAAAAAUGCAGAAUAAACGAAUCGAGGAUGGCGUAAAUGAUAAAUCAAUGAAACGUGGACGUGUUCCAAAAGGAUUCCUAUCGUCCAAUACGGCUUAUAUGUUGGUUUAUAAAAAGUUAACUGCAGAUUGGCGAACAAACGCUGCGAAGAAAAUGAAAUUGAAGAAACCUGAUGCGGAGGUAAAUGUCUCCAGCGACGUCGUUUGUUCGGAGAAGUUUACUGUUCAAGAAAAGUCAAACUCUUCGGAUGAAAUAAAAGAAAAGCAUGAUGUUGAAGAUGUACCAUCAAUUCAAGAAGAAAGUUCUGAUAAGAUACCGAAAUUAAAUGCAGAGGAUAAGAUAGAAAGGGAUGACUCUGCAAUAUCUGAAAAGACUGAUAUACUUACUACGGAUACAAGUGAAACUAUAGAAACUGUUGCUAGCACUAACGGAUGUAAAGAUGUACACGAUCCCACUUUGGAUGAAUUACAAAAUAAGGUUCACUGUCUAAAGCAGCCGGUGGUAAAAGUUGUUAAACUUGAUUAUAAACGAUUGAAUGGCGAUGCACACAGAGCUAUGAGUUGCGGAGAACGAGAUUUUUACGAAGAGAUGGAAUUUGAGAAUUGGCAAGUAAGUAACACGAUGCGUGAACUUGUCAGACAAGAGAAUGUUAAACACGAAUUGAGCUUGUUAGCCGCACAACAAGAAAAACAAAAAGAAAUCGAAGAUCAGAAUUCCAAACGACAACUCGUAAUAGAUGUAUAUAACAUAAUUCAAUCAACAAUAUAUUGGAAUAAUUAUUAUUGGAUACCAACCGAUUGGUUAUCGAAAUGGUUGAUCGGACAUUCUACUACAACUAGCAUUCGUCCGAUCGACAAUUCCAGUUUAAUGUGCUCACAUUAUCGAGUCGAUCCACUGAAAGUCAGUCGUGCGAAAUGUGUGCCGGAGUUAGCGGCUCAGAUGCUUUACGAUAAAUAUCAAGGCGGUCCGCGAUUAGAUCAGACAUAUUUGUGCGAAAUCUGUGUUAAACGACGUUGCAAAUUACUACGUUUUAAGUUAGCACUUGAACGAGAUCACAAAGAAGUUAGCGAACUAAUUCGUGCAUUUAAAGAACCUACUGAGACGAGUUAUAUAAUCGGUACUGAUUCACUGCGAUCAUGGCGAAGAUUAGCUAUGGAAACGUUUCAAGAGGAUAUGGAAGAAAAAGUGGAUGAUUGUCAGGAUACUAUACAAGAGGAGACUAGAAAUAUAGACAAAGAUGGCAAUGAUUGCCCGAAAGAAGUUGAGGAAAACAAAGAAAACGAAAUUAUUAUAAAUUUCAACGAAGACUUACUCUGCGAACACAAAUCUCUUAAAACGGCGGACUCUAGUAGGAAAGUGAUACCUCAAGAGGCGUGGUCGAUUUUAAAAAAAUAUUUUCCGGAUUCGAACGAAUAUCCCGUUGGAUCAUCAUCUUGUUCAAUUUGCGAGGAGAGGAUGGAAAACGCACAGCGAGCAAAGAAGGACGACAAAAUAAAGGCGAAGCAACAGAAAGACGAACUUACCGACUUGUAUUACGGAAAAAAUAGGAAUGAAAUCUCCAAGUGCGAUGAUCCUGAGAAACUGUUCUACAUCGUUGAGAAAAGCUUCCUGGAUAGUUGGCGUUCCUUCAUUCGAUACGCAGAAAUCUAUUCGAGAACACCACCGGCAGGCAUCCAGAACGCAUCGCUUCUCUGCGAAGCGCAUAAAGGAUUCCUACAUCCGCCCAAAAUUAAUCACGAACUGUAUAGUAUAGUAACUGCGGAGGAAUGGACGAAGCUCAUGCAGUUUUACGAAGCCGACUAUCCCAUUAUUAUAAAGAAGAUUGGCGAUGACUAUCAGACGGAUCCCGGACCUUGCACGGCUUGCAUGUUAGCAAAGGUUGAACAGGAACGUCUGGAAAGUUUGAAAUACGAUAGGGCGACAAUCUACGUCAAAUGUAUUGAUGAAAACGAGGAAUCUAAAACCAAUAACGAUUACGAGGUAGCAUCAAAAAAGCCGAAAAUGGAGAAGUCUCGGCCAUCACGAAGUAGGAGAAAAUUAAAAGGAUCUCACGAGCUCAAAGUAUCUUCUGAAAUUACGUUGAAAGAACUCAAAGUAAUGACGAUGCAAAUAUGUGGCGCUGGGCCAUACGAUCAACAUAUAAUGUUGGGCGAACGCGAACUUACCGAUGAUAAUCUGAGCUUGGCGGCACUUGGAAUAUUUCCUGGAGCUCUACUUACGUUAAAGAUUGAUGCACCGAUAGAAAACGAUACCGACGUUGAGUCCGACGUUCACAAUUUCGAUUCUUCGUCGCCGGAAAAGGGCUUCAAGGGAACGGAACUGGUGCCGAGCUGAUCUGUAUGAACCUAUACUAUAAUGUAGCCAAUUUUCUUUGAUAUGUAAUAAUAGUCGAUUUAACGCAAGAUAUUUUUAUACACAAUCUAUAUAUAUGUAUGUAAUGUAACGUAUAUACAUAUAUAUACAUAUAUAUAAAUAUAUACAUAUAUACAUAUUAAAUAUAUAAAUAUUUGAUCCUUAUACCCGCGCAUCGGUUACCAACAAGUUGGGAAAAAAUAUAAUUCUAUGCUAUGUUGUGUCUUUACAACUCAUGCUACAUGAUAUAUUUGUUAAGAAAAUAGUGAUAAUGAGAUUUGUAAAACGUAAGAGAAAGAUGCUGAAGAUAGUAAAAUCAAGGCCGUAAAGAAGGCUUGUUGAUUUAUUAUUAUUACGAUGACUUUGUAAUUCACCAAAUUCUUGUGAAUUGAAAAAAUAAAGUAGAAACACGAA